AAUCUAUUUAUAAGGUAAAUAAUAACACCCAUUGAAAGCAUCCUCUUUUCUUCUCUCCAAAGAUAAUAUAAAUUCUUUAUAUACAGAGACAUCUAGAUUUCACUUCCACAUUCUAAAAAACUUAGUCCUUUAUCAAAACCAGAGAAGAUCAAGAAGAAGGCAUGGCGAGAUCACCAUACUAUGGCUCAUCUUACUUAGACUACCUCGCUCUCCCAAACCCACAUCUCUGUUUCUUCUUCAUCGUCGUCUUUUUCGUGUUGUCCCUCACAUGGUACUUGAACUACGAGUCCAUCAUCGAAGACACCCUGGACCAGCUUAAACUCGUCUUUAUGUUCACCCCUCUUUUCCUCCUCCUCCUCGUCCACUUCUUCUCCGGUGGCCUCUCCUUCUACGUCCCCUGGCCUGAACAAGACUCCAUUCACCGUGCUGGUUCUUCCCCUUGGGGCGUAGCAGCCGUGCUCGUGCUCAUAUUGUUCAUGGUCUCGUACCAGUCAGAUUUCCAGGAGAGGUGGUUCCCGUUUGGGGCUAAGUAGAUCGAUCAAAGUUUACGAUGACCAGCUUUAGUUAUUCUCUAGCAAGAUAUAUGGAACAUCCAUGUAAAAUAUCAAAGUACCUGAGUAAUAUGGUAAUAAUAGAUUAUAUGUAUUUUUCUUAAGAUCAUGAAGAUUUAGUCUUUCAUGUGAACUUAAAUAUGUGUAGUAAUGGAACUUUUUUCGAAGGUAGAUGAAGUUGUCUCAGCGUAUGUUUUUCUUUUAUUUGUAAAAUUUCUUAUGGAAAAUGAGAUUUUUGUGCAACAGAAAGUUUGAUGGAUGAAUAUGGAUGGCCAAAUUGAUGGA
Arabidopsis lyrata subsp. lyrata is the source of this 836-nucleotide messenger RNA. RefSeq lists its product as uncharacterized. The coding region runs from base 162 to 533 and encodes 123 amino acids. The record is from RefSeq and is a predicted model, not a curated record. The transcript has a single exon. NCBI's taxonomy places the organism in Eukaryota, Viridiplantae, Streptophyta, Magnoliopsida, Brassicales, Brassicaceae.